AUGGGCUCCAAGACAUUGGAAAACGAAGAUCGUCGGGAACAUGAAAUCCCAUCAUCAAGCGGGUCUUGUUCUGCCGGCGGAGAACCACGAGGCAGCCACCUCUCGAGAGAUGGCGAUGGGUGCAUGGGCAGCCAGGGCGCGGACGAAGGCGACGACGAUGAUGACGACGACGAAUGCCAUGCUGCUACCGCCGUUUCGUUGACAGGCCCUACUUCAAGCGAGGCAAACAAGAAGAAGAAACGCAAGAGGCCAAAGAAGAAGAAGGGCAAGACGCCCGCUUCAAAACAGACGUCGCCUCCGAGGAUUCCGCUCCACGACCUUUUUCCCUCUGGGGAAUAUCCACCCGGCCAGCUUUGCGACUAUGAAACGACCUCUACGGUUAAGGCUCCCGAGCUACGCUACAUUGGACACGGCUUUCUCGAGGAUCCCACCCUUUUGAACGACUACCGAAAGGCGGCGGAAGUGCAUCGCCAAACGCGAAAGUGGGUACAGGAAAGUGUCAAGCCAGGCCAGACGCUCACUGAAAUUGCUGUCGGAAUCGAGGACAGCGUUCGAGCGCUCUUGGAUAACGCUGGGUUGGAGACGGGACAGGGCCUCCAGUCUGGAUUUGGAUUCCCCACGGGACUGUCACUCAACCAUUGCGUUGCGCACUAUACGCCUAAUCCUGGGCAAAAGGAUGUUGUUCUCCAGCAUCAAGAUGUCAUGAAAGUUGACUUCGGUGUGCAUAUCAACGGGUGGAUUGUUGACAGUGCGUUUACCAUGUCGUUUGAUCCUACGUACGAUAAUCUCUUGGCUGCGGUCAAGGAUGCGACGAAUACGGGCAUCAAGAAUGCAGGAAUUGACGUACGCAUCAGCGACGUGAGCGCUGCGAUCCAAGAAGCCAUGGAAAGCUAUGAAGUCGAAAUCCGCGGCAAGACGUAUCCCGUCAAGGCAGUCCGGAACCUCUGCGGACACGACAUUAAACGCUAUCGUAUCCAUGGCGAAAAGACCAUCCCAUUCAUCAAGAACUCGAACCAGACGAAAAUGGAGGAGGGUGAUAUUUUUGCCAUUGAAACAUUUGGCAGUACUGGACGUGGCUUCGCCAAAGACGGUCCAGGUAUUUACGGGUACGGACUGAGCCAUGACGCGCCAGAGCAUGUAUCUCUGCCGUUGAGCUCCGCGAAUAAGCUGUACAAGACGAUUAAAGAGAACUUUGGGACUCUUGUGUUUUGUCGGCGCUAUCUCAACCAUAUUGGCUUGGACCGAUAUCUGGCUGGCAUUAAUUGUCUUGUGUCGAAUGGGAUACUUGAUGAUUAUGCGCCGUUGAUGGAUAUUCCGGGAUCUUAUUCCGCGCAAUUCGAACAUACUAUUUUGCUGCGUGAGUCGAGGAAGGAGGUCAUUAGUCGGGGUGAUGACUAUUGA
This is a messenger RNA of Pochonia chlamydosporia 170, 1401 nucleotides long. RefSeq names its product methionine aminopeptidase 2. Gene Ontology annotation, molecular function: metalloaminopeptidase activity. Bases 1 to 1401 code for a protein of 466 amino acids. Gene Ontology annotation, biological process: proteolysis. The record is from RefSeq and is a predicted model, not a curated record. The transcript has 6 exons. Lineage: Eukaryota; Fungi; Ascomycota; Sordariomycetes; Hypocreales; Clavicipitaceae.